AUGGAAUCCAUCCGCGCCCGCAAGCGACCCACUCCGGCGCCGGCAGCAGAAAGGCCGCUUCGGUCUGCCGACAGUGAGGCCUCCUCCGACCGCACUCAGCUCGCCGGCUUCACGGAUCUACCCGCGGAAAUUCACCUCCUCAUCUCCAAGCAACUCAUCUACCCCGACGCCCUCUCACUGAAACACACCAGCAGCUACUUCUACUACCUCGUCGACACCGGCGUGCGACUCAAGGUGGAAUGGCUCAUGGAGCGCCGUAUGCUUCACCUCGAGUGUCCCAACGAUAAACGGUGUGACCUCGGCAGCGAUCUCCGUUUCUGCAGAGGCAGUGUCCCAGGCGGCGUGAACACAUGGAGUGCGAGUCAAGGCCAGGACUUGGUUGCCUCGUGUACGGCACUUCCGUAUGCUCGCAUCGUCGAAAGAUUGGUGCAAGGUGUCAACGCUGGCUGA
Molecule: messenger RNA, 450 nt
Organism: Colletotrichum orchidophilum
Lineage: Eukaryota; Fungi; Ascomycota; Sordariomycetes; Glomerellales; Glomerellaceae
Product: F-box domain-containing protein
Exons: 2
Coding region: 1-450 (149 amino acids)
Source: RefSeq, a predicted model, not a curated record